CAAUAUCUUAAAUCGUCAAUCACUCACCUGAGUUAACAGAUGGUCGAUAAACUAGUGCAUGGUGAAAGAUAAUUAAUUAUUGCAAGUUGUUCUUAUUGAGGUGAAAGAGAAAGCUUUCUCCCUUGCAAAACCGGUUCCGCAAGUACCGAAUUCAUCAUGUCUGAGCCGCGGAAGAAUCAUCUCACCAUAGAUGGGGGGCAGCCGAAGGACGACGAGCACGUCGCUACUUAUAAGCCUAUUCCAGAGGCUGAUACAGAGUUCCGCUCGUCAAAGUCCAGCCUCCACAAGUCCAAGGAAAAGGUCGACGAGGCGGAGGAGAAACUUCUAGAGAAAGAAGACGAGGCCAAGAUCGUCACGCGUGUCGAUAUGGCUGACGCCAAGUACAUCGUGGGCGACCACCGCAAUGGGGACGCCAAGAUCGAGCUCGACGCCAACAAGAGGCAAUUCUCCGGGCUAACCAAGGAGGAGCUGAUGAAGUACGCGGACGACCCGUUCUGGGUGCGCCUGCGCUGGGCCAUGUUCAUCCUGUUCUGGGCUCUCUGGCUAUGCAUGCUGGCCGGUGCCAUCGUCAUUAUAGUCCGCACGCCGAAGUGCGCGCCUCCGCCGCCAAGGGAGUGGUUCGAAAAAUACGCCCUCAUUGAAUCCGACGGCAGCCUACCAACUAACAGCGAUCUGGACUUGCUGCACGACUCUCAAGUGGGCGGCGUUUUCGCGCAGUUCGCCUGCGGAGCCGACGCCUAUGAGAUACUGAAGACCAGCUCUUGCGUGGAUCAGUUCAAGGAGUUUAUCAAGAAGGCCAAGGAUCGCGGUGUCAAGGUGAUCGUAGACCUGGUCGCCAACUACGUCCCAACAACACACGAGUGGUUCACAAAGAGCGCGGCGGGCGAGGCUGGUUACAAGGACUAUUUCAUCUGGGCCGCGCCCAGCGGGUACAAUGGCACGCACGCCAACCCGCCCAACAACUGGCGUGCGGUGACAGACGAAGACGCUUGGACGUACGUGGAAGCUCGCAAAGAGUUGUACCUCAGCCAAUACGGUGCGGGCAAGGCAGACCUUAACUUCCGCAACGCCGACGUUGUCAAGCAGUUCGAUGAAGUGUUGAAGCUGUAUAUGAAAGAGGGCGCUGCUGGUGUCAGGCUGUCCCACGCUCGUCUCCUGAUCGUGUCGUCGUCAUUCCUGAACGACACGCUGCUCGCCAACACGGACAAGGCGCCCGCCGGCCGCACGCCCACUAUCGGGGACUAUCACUUCCUACGCCACACAUAUACUGCUGAUCAGCCGGAGCUGGAUGGCCUGUUAGCGCACUUCUCGCAAGUCGUGGAUGAUAAUGCUGCGGAACCUGGAGCUAAAAAAUCCGUGUUCACAAUAAAGGAGACAGACGAGAACCACUUCCAAGAGCUGUACCUGCUGGCACACAACGUGUCGUCUCUGCGGCCGCCGAGCGCGCGGCCAUCAGCGCGGAUGUGGACGCGGUCGUACUGGUCAACAGGACUAGUGAGACCACUAACAAGUUCCGCAAGUGGCCUGCGUUACAGGUGCCCCGCCGCGCUCGCGUUCCUGCUGCCCGCGGCGCCCGUGCUCGCCGCGUCGCAGCUGCGCCAGUUCAACGCCUCCGGCAAGAGCGAGCUGGGCCGACUAACGUCGCUGCGCGCGGAGGCCAGCAUCCAGCACGGACAGACCCGGAUGGCCGCCGUGCCCGCGCGCAACUCCACGCUGCAGCUCGUCGCCGUCGCCAGGUGGAAGGCCGGGCACACUGGCUACUUGGCGGUGUUCAAUUCUCAGUCUGAGCUGCUGCGCGCCAACCUCACGGCCAUCGGCGUCCCUGUGCUACCGGCACAGCUCACCGUGCACCACGUGUCGCAUGAGGUCGCCAACCUAACUGGUUACGCGACCAACAAGCCAGUAGAGUGCGACGAUGUGGCUGUGCCCGCCAUGUCGUCGGUGGUUCUCUCCUUCGUGCCCAAGACCGCAGAGUAACUCGGCGGCUACUUGCCUAACCCGCUAGCCGCAAUGUAUGAGCGGCCUUUUGGUUGCAUUUCGUUUUUGUACCGUGAAAAUAUAGCAUGAGCAUUA
Molecule: messenger RNA, 2073 nt
Organism: Leguminivora glycinivorella
Lineage: Eukaryota; Metazoa; Arthropoda; Insecta; Lepidoptera; Tortricidae
Gene: CD98hc
Exons: 12
Coding region: 157-1977 (606 amino acids)
Biological process (GO): amino acid transport; carbohydrate metabolic process
Source: RefSeq, a predicted model, not a curated record